GUAUAUGAACAAUUUCAUUCAUUAAAUCAUAAUAAUUUAUUCAUUUGAAGCUAUGCUACUAAAGUUAAAUAAGAAAUUAUGAAUUACCUAAUUUAACACAAUAUAAAAUAAAUACUAUAAAAAUUAUAUAAAUUUCUAUAAAUUAUAUAAUAGUUGUAUUUAAAUUAAAUUAAUAUUAUUAUUAUUAUUAUAAAAUGAGUGAACGUAAAGCAGUUAUUAAAAAUGCUGAUAUGAGUAAUGAAAUGCAAGAGGAUGCAAUCCAUAUAGCUGCUGGUGCUUUAGAUAAGCAUGAUUUAGAAAAAGAUAUAGCUGCUAAUAUUAAAAAAGAAUUCGAUCGUAAAUAUAAUCCAACAUGGCAUUGUAUCGUUGGACGAAAUUUUGGAAGUUAUGUAACACAUGAAACACAUAAUUUUAUAUAUUUCUAUUUGGAUGAUCGAGCAUUCCUUCUAUUUAAAUCUGGAUAAAAGAAUGAUUUAUAAAAGAACUUAUGAAGAUAAUAAUAUUUAAAAGCACAAAUUUAUGCAUCUAUUGAAUGUACUUGACUUUUCUUAUAUUUGUCUUCAUUGAUUGCAUUGUAUUAUGUUGGUGAUAAAAAAAGAAAGGAAAACUGAUUGAUUUAAAAAGAAUAUAUCAUUGUUCUUUAAUAUGUCGAGUGUUUAUUUCUUGGCGAUUUAUUUGAAAUAUUAAAACAUAAUUUUGAUGUUAAUUAUUAUAUUUAUAUGCUUAGUGUAUGCACAAUUUUUAUCACUUGAGAAAUGAUAUGUUUUCCAGAUAGAACUGAUAAAAUAUACAUACCGAAUGAUAAAGAUUAUCUGAGAGAAGAACACUGUAUCUUGACACUUUUUUUAGACAGCUGAAGCUAGACCACUAUGGAAAACCUGGAAGCAAUAGAUAGCCGCUUCAUUCUAACAUGAUAAUCCUCAACAGUGCGAAUCCUUGAUCCGACCUCGCGAGAUUCGAACUCAAGACUUAUCAGUCUCGUGCGCGAAUGCUUAACCCCUAAACUACUGAGCUGGCAUC
This is a messenger RNA of Schistosoma spindalis, 1020 nucleotides long. The record is from the annotation of a GenBank genome assembly. Lineage: Eukaryota; Metazoa; Platyhelminthes; Trematoda; Strigeidida; Schistosomatidae.